Rosa chinensis is the source of this 1995-nucleotide messenger RNA. RefSeq names its product protein DJ-1 homolog A. The coding region runs from base 433 to 1767 and encodes 444 amino acids. Gene Ontology annotation, biological process: guanine deglycation, glyoxal removal; protein deglycation, glyoxal removal. NCBI's taxonomy places the organism in Eukaryota, Viridiplantae, Streptophyta, Magnoliopsida, Rosales, Rosaceae. Gene Ontology annotation, cellular component: cytosol; nucleus. Gene Ontology annotation, molecular function: protein deglycase activity. The record is from RefSeq and is a predicted model, not a curated record. The transcript is spliced from 9 exons.
UUUGGAUUUGGCGCCGUAUUUAUUUAAGCAUCACGCAUCUGUUUUCAAGUUGAAAAACAUUAAAGUUUGUCGUUCCUUUAAAAUGUUUGACUUAAGCAUGUUUUCAUACUGGGAUCCCAAAUAUACAUUAAAGGGUUUCAAACCUAGUCGUGGUAGAGUUCCUGUAAGAGCAGCGAGGACGAAAGCUCACCCCUACAACAGUGUGGAUGCAGGUACUGUGCACUGGUGACGGGACAAUAGCGGACGGAGCUGGGUGUGCAGAACAAAUUCGAAUUAUUUUAAUACCUACGAGGAAAAAACUUAGAUGGAUGGAUUUUGGACCCGUUUACUGAACGGUUCGGAACAAUACCCGACGCGAUCCGACUGGUUACCACUUACGGUGUUAAGUCCACAUAAACCCCGGGAAGCUAAUCUAGAAGGUCUCGGAAACAGAUGGCAUUGCCUCGCUCAUUUCUGUUUGGCUCGUCUCCCUUUAUAUUACGUAGCAGACUCCAUCAUAUAACAAUCCUUCUCCCUUCUCUCACUACCAAACCCAUUCCUUCACUCUCUUUCUCUCUCUCCUCCACCACCGCCAUGGCUUCCGCUUCUCCCGCCAAGAAGGUUCUGGUUCCGAUUGCGAAUGGCUCGGAGCCGAUGGAGGCGGUGAUCGUCGUCGAUGUUCUGCGCCGAGCCGGAGCUGAUGUCACUGUGGCUUCUGUGGAGAAGCAGCUGAGGGUUGAGGCGUGUCGUGGGGUUAAGAUCAUCGCUGAUGCUUUGGUUUCGGACUGUGGCCAGACCUCCUUCGAUCUCAUUACUCUGCCUGGAGGGAUACCGGGUGCUACCAAUCUUAAGAAUAGUGAGGUCCUGCAAAGCCUGGUGAAAAAGCAAGCUGCCGAUGGGAAGCUCUAUGCUGCAAUCUGCGCUGCACCUGCAGUGGCACUUGGGUCUUGGGGUGUGCUGAAGGGAUUGAAAGCAACUUGCCAUCCUUCAGUAAUGGAUCAAUUAGCAGCAUCUGGUGCAACUGCUGUUGAAUCAAGAGUGCAGCUGGAUGGCAAAGCUGUGACAAGUCGUGGACCUGGUACUACCAUAGAGUUUGCUGUUGCACUUGUUGAGCAAUUGUAUGGGAAAGGGAAAGCUGAUGAAGUUUCUGGUCCCCUGGUUAUGCGUUCCAACCAUGGGGAUGAAUAUAUCAUAACUGAGCAAAACCCAACAAAGUGGACUUUCACUGAUUCCCCAAAGAUUCUUGUACCGAUAGCUAAUGGUACAGAGGAAAUGGAAGCUAUAAUGAUCAUUGAUAUUCUACGAGAAGCCAAAGCAACUGUUGUGGUGGCCUCUGUAGAAGAUAAGCUAGACAUUAUUGCUUCUCGCAAAGUUAAGCUGGAAGCAGAUGUGCUCCUGGAUGAAGCGGCCAAACUUUCGUAUGACCUAAUAGUUUUGCCUGGUGGACUUGGCGGUGCUCAAGCUUUUGCAAAAUCAGAAACACUUGUGAAUUUGUUGAAAAAGCAGAGGGAAUCAAAUAAGCCUUAUGGAGCUAUAUGUGCUUCACCAGCUUUAGUCUUUGAACCCCAUGGCUUACUCAAGGGAAAAAAGGCCACAGCUUUCCCAGCAAUGUGUGACAAGCUGUCAGAUAAGAGUGAAAUUGAAAAUAGGGUAUUGGUUGAUGGUAACCUCAUCACCAGCAGGGGGCCAGGAACUUCCGUGGAGUUUGCUCUAGGAAUUGUUGAGAAGUUUUUUGGCCGCGAAAAAGCAAUAGAGCUUGCAAAAGUUAUGGUUUUUGUUCGUCCAUAAAACUAUAUUCACCUAGAGAAGUGGAGAGCGGGAUUCAUGUGCAAACGAAUCCUUUUAUGAGGUUAUGUAUCAUGGUUUUGUAUGUACAUAAAUGUGUAAGGGAUGGAGCUCCACAUGAAUCCUUUUAUGAGGUUAUGUAUCACGGUUUUGUAUGUAAAUAAAUGUGUAAGGGAUGGAGCUUUGAAUCUUGUGAUAAUUCUAGGUUUAUAUGUCUAAUUUCACUGCCUA